CGUAUCACACGGAUCCAAAUACAGCGUAUCCUUACGUUGAAAGAAUGUUCGAUUCCAAUAAAAUCUGUGAAUUGACGGAAAUUCAUUUGUUUAAACAAUCGGUAAUGGGGAUGUAUGCCAGUCAUAAUGGCCAGUUCAUUGAAAUAGCGAAAAUAGGAUUGACAAAGAUGUUUAAUACCGGUCUUCGAAAUCGACAAAUCAAAUAUUGGUCGUCCAGGAAACCGGAAUGUCAACUUGAUACUUUAUCCACAAGAAGCAUCACAAUCUACGAAAUUGCCCCAGCAUUAAUUUUAUUAGCAUUUGGAAUCCUCGUAGCUGGUAUCAUUUGCAUUGUGGAAAAUAUUAUUUACAAUCGUUCCAUGAAGGAAAUAAAUCGAAGAAGGAAGAGUGAAACAAAGGAAAGCUUUGGCAAUGAUAAUGGUAGAAAUAACUUAUUGGAUAUUAUUCCAUAAUCUUCAUAAAUUGAUCUAAUUAAUAAGUAAUUUCAUUUAACUUAAAUUGAAUGUAACAUAUUUCAUAAUAAUUAUAUUUUGUCUUACACACAUAGUUAUUA
Molecule: messenger RNA, 553 nt
Organism: Apis florea (little honeybee)
Lineage: Eukaryota; Metazoa; Arthropoda; Insecta; Hymenoptera; Apidae
Source: RefSeq, a predicted model, not a curated record